AUGCCUCAGUGGGGUGGUGGCGGUGACAAAUGUCAACGUUGUGAAAAAACGGUAUAUGCAAAUGAAGCCGUGUCAGCAUGCAGUGCCAAAUGGCAUAAAGGAUGCUUUAAAUGCAAAACUUGUAAUGGUUUAUUAACAUUGGUAUCAUAUAAAGAUUUUCAAAAUGAUAUUUAUUGUAAAAGUUGUUAUCAGGAUAAAUUGCAUCCUCAUGAACGUAAUCGUAAACAACUUGAAAAGAAUUUUUCACGUCAACCUGGUGGUGAUCAAGCUGCAGGAGCAUCCAAAGGAGCAGCGAGUGAAGAGAAUGCCGGAGAAGAAUAA
Molecule: messenger RNA, 321 nt
Organism: Didymodactylos carnosus
Lineage: Eukaryota; Metazoa; Rotifera; Eurotatoria; Philodinida; Philodinidae
Source: the annotation of a GenBank genome assembly